CGGGCACCAAAAAUAAAAGCUUAGCAAAGCUUUACUUUUACCUCAGUCGACGCUCGUCCGAAUACGAGGAUACUGGUUCGGUUCGUAUUUUAUUAGUGUACUGUUUCGUUUGUACGAUUUCUUUCUCCUUUUUCGUUUACUUGUUUUCAACAAUAGUAAUAUACCAGUUAUAUUACCGUGUGCAAUUCCCAUUAAAGUUUGGAUAAUUUUUUGUGAUUCGAUUUAGCUAUUAGAGUGUACGAUGUAACGAGCAUUGACGAUAAUUGGUACUUUUGUUGUAAAAUUACAGUAGUUAUAGUUUUUUAAUUUAUACAGCUCUACUAUCGACCAUAUUAUUGUAUCGACAGUAACGAUUUAAAUCACAGGUUUAAAAGAUGUAAUGUGCGCAGAUUUAGUGGAAGUUCGUUGAAUGCAACAGUGCAAGACAAAAAUAAUGAAAUAUCGAUCGAAUCAGUGAAGUAUUUUGAUUACUUAUCAUUCUCAAUUUCAUUCCGAAUGACGCGGUGUACAUAGUGUAUGAUAUGAUAGCAGAAAGUUUUUAAAGAGUUUUAGUUACUGGUCAAUAGUUAUUCGCCUUUUGAGAAAAAAGUUGUGUAAUAUAGUGAAAGUAAUAAGAGUAUUGAAGUGAAGUAAUAAUAGUAUAGUGAAAGUAAUAAAUUAGUAUUUUUUAACUUUCAGCACUACCAAUCAAAGUUUCAACUCUAUCAACGUUUUCACAUGUGUACAGGCGCGUGCGCUCGUGUCUGUGUGUGUGUGUGUUUUACAAGAAGUUUUGAGGAGUAUUGAGAACAUUCAAUUAGUCAAAUGUAUAGUAACAGUAGCAGCAUAGUCACUUAUAUAAAGUGCUGGAAUCUAUUCAACGGACAGCGCACCACUAAUAACUGUUUUCUAUACUACUAUCUCGUGGCGGUACAUAACAUAAUCCGUUGCAUUAUUUAUCAGAUCACCAUGACCAUGAGCAAACAACAGCACCGGAUCAAACACUUACAUCGUUUUAGUUGUUCAAAGCAUAGCACUGACGAGCAUAAGGAGAGAGUACUAGAAACAACUCAAGUAGUUUCCCACUUUAAUAACGCCCGAAAAGUGUGCCAUGUUUGGAGUCUAGCAUUUACAACCGCAAAAAACUACUACGAACCAACAAGAAUCAUACCUUUAAUUAAACAACAGUACAUAGACAGUAAAAAUAUUAUAAUACACCAUGUAGGACCUAGGAUCUCUUUUUAGGGUGUCCGUAUAUGUUACUUUAAGAAUUUACUGAAUUUACUGGUAACUUUAGGACAGCCACGUUAUAAAUUUUGAGAUGGACCAUAUGGCUCGUGAACGUUAGCUUCACGCCCAAACGUGAAACGUGAAGGUUGCGUGUCUAAUAUUGUUGAAAACGUACCAUUAACCAUAGCUUAUCAACACAAUUGCCUUUUAGUCCAGUGCAUUCAUAUGACGGUUUAGAUACCUUUUUUUUGCAGAAUAAUGUCCAGAACACCAAGUAAUGGAAUCGGUUUACAGAUCGGGAGCAACCCGAAUCCGAACAAUGUAUCCCUAGCGUCCCGUGGAUUGGCAUCUUCGUCGAAUAGCAACAAUAGUGGUAGCAAGCUCUCAUCAUCCGUACCCCUGUCGGCCAAUGUACUACCCAGUUCGGCCGGAACUGAAGAACGGUUGAUGGUCACCGUCAGGAUACGUCCCCUUAGUGACUCUAGCGAGACGAACUGUAUUCAGGCACAACCAAACCGUUCCUGCUCUCUACUGUUCGACGAUGGGACGCGUAACAAACCGAAAAAAUACAACUAUGAUUGUGUUUUUGGAGAAGCUUCCACCCAGGACGAAGUAUAUACAGUCGCAGUUGCACCAUUGGUGCAAGACGUACUGAACGGGUAUAACGCGGCAGUUUUCGCAUAUGGUGCGACUGGUUCUGGAAAAACCCAUACCAUGCUCGGACCCCAUGUUCGCCCUGUUCGUGUCAAUCCUGGAACAAAUUCCUCCAAUGCUACAGUACAACUGUGUGAAAAUCCUACCAGUCCGCCGGACCCUCUGAAUACUUCUGAUCAGCAUAAUGUGAUGAUAUCUAUGGUGCAACCGAGUAGCGGACUAAUGAUUCGAGCGGUUGCCGACAUCUUCGACUAUAUCGAGCUGCAUGCAUGCGAAGAAACCAAAUUUAGCAUUUCAUUGUCAUAUUUGGAAAUUUACAAUGAAUUGAUUCGCGAUUUGCUGAACCCAGGAGGACCAUUGGAAUUACGAGAGGAUAAUCGUGGUAACCAGUCAGUAGCCGGCCUUUCCGAGAUAUCAACUGCGAGUCGUGCUGAAGUCAUCCAACUACUACUAAAAGGAAACAAAGCACGGACCGUGGAACCAACAGCGGCAAACCAGACGUCCUCUCGCAGUCAUGCUUUGCUAAGCAUUACAGUGAAAAAUUUUACACCAGUAGGGACCAAGCAAGGACGUCUCUUCAUGACCGAUCUAGCCGGUUCGGAACGAGCGCGUAAAACAAAAAAUCGUGGCAAACGGUUGCAGGAAGGCGCUCACAUUAACCGCAGCCUAUUAGCGCUUGGUAAUUGCAUAAAUGCGUUGGCCGGCGGUGCUCGGUACGUUAACUUCCGCGAUUCGAAACUGACUCGUCUGUUGAAGGAAGCGUUAAGCGGUCGUUGCAAGACAGUAAUGAUUGCGCAUGUAUCACCAGAAACGCGCCAUCGUGAUGAAACGAAGAACACCCUCGUGUAUGCGGAUCGUGCAAACCACAUUACCACGCGCUUGCAAGAACCGACAAUAUUAGAGGUCGAAGAAGCAGCCGCAGCACGGGAAGCUUUCCCUGUAGCACACUAUCAAAGCUUGGUAGCGGAACUACGCGAUGAGAUUGGCAGGCUUAAGAUGAAAAUGAUGACAGAAAGACCGCGAAGUGGGGCUGCGCUGCAACGCCUACAGCAACAGAGGCAGGAAGAGCAGCAUACGCCAACCGAGGAGCAGAUAAAAAAGGUUGAACUUAAGUUUCUGCGUGAGCAGAUUGUGCAAAUUUUCAAGCAACAAAUGAAGCUGCGUCGUCGUUUGUUAGAGGCGGACAGCCAUCUGCUGGGAUUGGAAUUGGAUGCCGAGCGUCAGCAUAUGGUGAUUUCCCACUGGCAGAGUCGACAGGGCAAGCUGUAUGAUCGACUGGACGAGGAUGAUGAAGAAGGUUCAGAUUCAGAGGGACCCUCAGCAUUGCGUUCUGCUUGGAGUGAACUUGCAUCGAUUGAAAAGGAAGUCAAACGAUAUCGCCAAAUAAGGACUACCACCGAACAAGAACUCGAAGAAUGUCGAAAGAAAGGUGUUACGUUAGAAGAUGAACUUCCGGAGCGCAUCAGCAGUGACGAAGAACGAGAGUUGCUAUCUUUAUUGUGCAAGGUGCAUGAACUAGAAGCCGACAAAGUAUCACUGCAAGCAGAACGAAUGGCUCGCCAGGCUGAGUUACGACGCAGGGACUUGCAACUAUUGCGGGCAGAACGACAACGACGUCUGUGCGAGGAUAUUAUCAGCACGCAACGGCGCAUUAUAGAAGAAGGGAAAGUUGACAUUCCAGAGGAUUUGCGUGAGCUGUACGCGCUUUACCAGCAGGAAAUUCAUGCAAGUACGUACAAUGGUGGUAUUAAUACACCAACAAGUGGUUUUCCACGAGACGCAUUGUACGAUACUAAGCUGCCACCCAUCUUUGGACAGGACCGAAGCAUUUAUUCCGCCAGUUCUAGCUCUGGUUCCGAAUGGUCAGGUACAUCCCCUUUACCACCAGUAGAUUCUGAAGGUAACGUAGUCAAUCCGGAUCGAGCAAUGGGACCACCGGUUGGACCAAGGCUACCAUCAAUAACUCGACUCAGAAACCAUUACGGUGGUGCCCUUAGCAGCGGGUCAAGUGACGAGUGAGGAGAAAUUAUUCAUAUCUUUAAGAAUUCAGUUUCUUAAACUGCGAGAGCGAGGUGAGAGAUAGAGAAAGAGCGAGCGAAAGAGAAUGAAAGUUUAUCUAUACAUAACUAAUGUAUGGAGAGAAAUCAUAGAGAGGAAUUACACGCGACGCCCAAGCCCGCGCCCAAAACAAACUUCGUAAAGAGCCGAAAUAAACCCUCUAUGAAACCUCUCUAUGAUUAUUCAAAGUUAAUAUAUCUACAUUUCAUGUAACAAUUCGAUCAAAAUACUACCAAAAUUAAUUAUUACAAUAAUAAAAUAAAUCGUUUGCGGAAUAUUUGAAAACUAAAAAUCAAAUUGUACAUAAGAAAGACUUCAAAAUUAUCUUGUUUUACAAUACGUAAAAUUCGCGUAGUGUGCAACUCGGAAAAAGUAUAUAGUCUGAUCAAUAGCCUGUCUAUUCAGAAUCAUGUUGUACAGUAUAUGUUUUAUUGUGGUAGAUCGAUUGUAUUCAGAUUUACGUAGAUAAUUAAUAAAUUACUAAUUUUUAACA
Molecule: messenger RNA, 4414 nt
Organism: Anopheles funestus (African malaria mosquito)
Lineage: Eukaryota; Metazoa; Arthropoda; Insecta; Diptera; Culicidae
Gene: Kif19A
Product: kinesin-like protein KIF19
Exons: 8
Coding region: 1468-3882 (804 amino acids)
Biological process (GO): microtubule-based movement
Molecular function (GO): microtubule motor activity; microtubule binding; ATP binding
Source: RefSeq, a predicted model, not a curated record